GGGCUGAGUGUGCCGGCGCCGUGCCAGAGCCAGCUGCAUGGCGAGAAGGGCAUUUCCAUCCCCGACCACGGCUUCUGCCAGCCCAUCUCCAUCCCGCUCUGCACCGACAUCGCCUACAACCAGACCAUCAUGCCCAACCUGCUGGGACACACCAACCAGGAGGACGCGGGGCUGGAGGUCCACCAGUUCUACCCCUUGGUGAAGGUCCAGUGCUCCUUGGAGCUCAAGUUCUUCCUCUGCUCCAUGUACGCGCCGGUCUGCACGGUGCUGGAGCAGGCCAUCCCGCCGUGCCGCUCCAUCUGCGAGCGGGCACGCCAGGGCUGUGAAGCCCUCAUGAAUAAAUUCGGUUUCCAGUGGCCGGAGCGACUACGCUGUGAGAAUUUCCCCCGGCACGGCGCCGAGCAGAUCUGCGUGGGGCAGAACCAUUCAGAAGACGGCGGUUCGCCGGCAUUGCUCACCAGUGCCACGCCGUUGGCCGGCCAGGGCACCCCGGGCGCCCCUCGUUACGCCACCCUCGAUCACCCCUUCCACUGCCCGCGGGUGCUGAAGGUGCCCAGCUACCUCAACUACAAGUUCUUGGGCGAGAAGGACUGCGCGGCGCCCUGCGAGCCCACCCGUCCCGACGGCCACAUGUUCUUCAACGAGGACGAGAUCCGUUUUGCCCGUAUCUGGAUCCUCAUCUGGUCCGUCUUGUGUUGCGCCUCCACCUUCUUCACCGUCACCACCUACCUGGUGGACAUGCAGCGUUUCCGCUACCCCGAGCGACCCAUCAUCUUCCUCUCGGGGUGCUACACCAUGGUGUCGGUGGCCUACAUCGCCGGCUUCGUGCUGGAGGAGAGGGUGGUCUGCAACGAGCGUUUCCAGGAGGACGGCUACCGCACGGUGGUACAGGGCACCAAGAAGGAAGGUUGCACCAUCCUCUUCAUGAUGCUCUACUUCUUCAGCAUGGCCAGCUCGAUCUGGUGGGUCAUCCUCUCCCUCACCUGGUUCCUGGCCGCCGGCAUGAAGUGGGGCCACGAGGCCAUCGAGGCCAACUCCCAGUACUUCCACUUGGCCGCCUGGGCUGUGCCAGCCGUCAAGACCAUCACCAUCCUGGCCAUGGGGCAGAUCGACGGGGACCUGCUCAGCGGCGUCUGCUUCGUGGGCCUCAACAACAUCGACCCUCUCCGGGGCUUCGUGUUGGCCCCGCUCUUCGUCUACCUCUUCAUCGGUACCUCCUUCCUUCUGGCUGGCUUCGUUUCCCUCUUCCGCAUCCGCACCAUCAUGAAACACGGAGGGACCAAAACGGAGAAGCUGGAGCGGCUGAUGGUUCGCAUCGGGGUCUUCAGCGUCCUCUACACCGUCCCGGCCACCAUCGUCAUCGCUUGCUAUUUCUACGAGCAGGCUUUCCGUGAGCACUGGGAGCGGAGCUGGAUCAGCCAGAACUGCAAGAGCUUGGCCAUCCCCUGCCCGCUCCACUUCACCCCCCGCAUGACCCCCGAUUUCACCGUCUACAUGAUCAAGUAUCUCAUGACUCUCAUCGUGGGCAUCACCUCCGGCUUUUGGAUAUGGUCGGGCAAAACCCUGCACUCGUGGAGGAAGUUCUACACGCGGCUCACCAACAGCAAGCAGG
Molecule: messenger RNA, 1612 nt
Organism: Eurypyga helias (sunbittern)
Lineage: Eukaryota; Metazoa; Chordata; Aves; Eurypygiformes; Eurypygidae
Product: frizzled-2
Exons: 1
Biological process (GO): canonical Wnt signaling pathway; non-canonical Wnt signaling pathway
Cellular component (GO): plasma membrane
Molecular function (GO): Wnt-protein binding; Wnt receptor activity
Source: RefSeq, a predicted model, not a curated record